Messenger RNA from Aspergillus uvarum CBS 121591, 2117 nucleotides. RefSeq lists its product as uncharacterized. The transcript is spliced from 6 exons. The record is from RefSeq and is a predicted model, not a curated record. Bases 146 to 1723 code for a protein of 525 amino acids. NCBI's taxonomy places the organism in Eukaryota, Fungi, Ascomycota, Eurotiomycetes, Eurotiales, Aspergillaceae.
UCUUGAUGAUGCCAGAAACGCCAGGCGCGUAAAAGCCGCGCUUCAAUCGUAGUGCAAAGUAGAACUUCUCCGCGCCGCGGACCUGCCCGCUCGACCUUGUAUCAAACAUCUCCCCUCCUCACAAGCAUCGGGCAGCCACACAACCAUGUCGAACCUGUCCCUUUCUGAUUCAGAACUCUCGUCGCUCUCCUCAGCGCCCCCUUCGGAUGAAGAGACGGGGUCCAUGGCCGUGGAUGAGCCCGUGGGAAUUACCAAGUACUUCAAGAAGGAGUCCGAAUCUCCGCCGCCGAAACGGGAGCCCUCACCCCCCCAUGAAUAUGUGCUAGCAGACAACUCCGAUAUUGCAUUCAUUGUGAUGUUCCGCGCGCGUUUCCAUGAUGUGUUCCCGCGAUCGACACCACACUUUGGACCACAGGAUAUUGAGAGAGGUGUCGCCGAGAGCACCCCCGGCGAUCACAUUGAACGACUGCUUUGUGCAUUGCUAGGAUUGGUGUUAAAUAGGAAGAAAGAUGUGGAUCGGAAUCACUACACGCGUCCCUUGGAGGAGGCGAUCCAGACGCAUGCCCCCCAAUGGCCUAGGGCUUGGCAAGGCAAGAACCCUCUUCACGGGGGCAACAACUUCACAACCAUGAAGCCGGAAGAACGCUUGCUACUACUCAAAUCGUUGAUCCUCUGGUCCCUUUCCUCCUCCGACGCCGUCCAAGCCAAGAUCAAAGAAUCCUACAAGCAAGCACGCCACGAGGACGACCUCAACCAACCGCUCUCCGUCCAGCCGUGGGGUCGCGACGGCCUCAAGCGUCGAUACUGGCUUAUUGAAGGCCUGGAUGAUACCCACUUCCGACUAUACCGCGAGAGCAACCCGGCCUUAAAAACCAAUACCUGGUGGAGUGUGGCGGGGAGCAUCCCGGAGCUGAAGGUCAUCGCGGACAAGCUCGACGAGGAGAAGAAUAUCCACUCCAAGAAGCUGAGCGAGAAGAUCCGCAACUCCAUCCCUCGGUUUGAAGGAUCAGAGGAGAAACGCAAACGUCGCGACUACCGGAUUGCUCGGAAAGCACAAUUCGCUCGCCCCGAGCCGGGCUUUUCCCUCUACGAAGGCCGCACUCGUGGCAAGAAGUUGAAAUACACCUACUCCGACGACGAAGACAUCUUCUCCGACGGCCUUCCUUCGACGCGACGCUCAACACGAAAUACCUCGGGGGUGUCUACUCCCGUAGAGCCAGCGGGCCCCAGAUACACAGCCAGUGGCCGACAAAUACGAUCUCGCGCGGGCGGACUGUACGGCGAGUCCUUGCUCGCCGGGCAACGCGACGAUGCUCCGACCGGCGACGAGGGCCGGCCCACGAGAUCGAGGGCGAACCGGGCCAAUGGGUAUACCGACUACGAUAUGGAUGAGGAGAUGGAGGAGGGCUCAGCUGGUGCGCAGUCAAGCGGUAACGAAUGGCAAGGUGGCGAGGAGGAAGAGGACAACGACUUUGAAGGUGAUGACGAAGAGGAAGCGAGCGGCGAUGAAGAAAUUGCGAACGGCGAGCCCCCCAGCCUGGUGGUGCAGCUCCGAUACAACAAGGACAAAGCACGAAGGCUUGAGUCAAUCUUCCGGCAGCCCACCGCAUGCCCAUUCACCGUCCCAAGGGACCGAACCAUCUGGCACGAAGCCGAUCACCGCAACCAGUUCGGCUGCUCCCUUGAAGCAGAACAGCACUGGUACCCAUACCAAUACCCUUGAGCCUAAGGCUUCAGUUAAAGUCACGGGCGAAGCUAUCCAAUAAGCAGCAGCGCCUCCAAGUGAUACUAGAGCUAUCAAGAGGCUAUCUUUAGCAGAGAAACCAUUUUUUCUAUCUUCACCACUGGUAAUAUUAUUUGCGAGAGCGUUCCCUUUGGUCAACUGUCAACUGUCAUCUAUACGGGUCAAAACACGGGAUCUAUCUGUUAGGCGUUUUUCUCUCGAUCCAUGGAAGGGGUCAAUCUGGGGAGGUAGCAUUGUGAAUCUCGAUUUCUGAGUGGUGUGGGGUGUGCAAAAAGAUACAUUAUUCAUAAAUAAGAAGAUCUAUGUUAAUGCUUACAUCUGGUAUGUGAGUGUCCUUUGUCCGGAACGGGCUCUCUUUACGUUGCUCUACUCU